AUGGUCAGCAUCGAAAUUCCGAAGAACUAUACGGCGUCGCCAUCGUCGCAUAUUGGCACCCCUCAUCUAACUAUCAAUAAGGAAGCCACCAUCGACCUUGACUCGACCAAUGCCUUCGAAGGACCGGAGAAGCUCUUGGAAGUAUGGUUUGCCUCGUCGGCUACCGACUUGCCGGGCAAGGCCAGUCCCCUGGGCCUGAAGGCCGUCUCCGCUGAUGCUUGGAAAGGCAUGCUGGACCUCGUCAACUGCAAAGUCCUAUCCGUCAUUGAGUCUGAGCACGUCGAUGCCUACUUACUCUCGGAGUCAAGCAUGUUCGUCUUCCCUCAUAAGGUUGUUCUCAAGACUUGCGGCACCACCACUCUUCUUUGGGGCCUUCCUCGCCUGCUGGAAAUUGCUGCUCUGGACGCUGGCUUUCCCCAUAUUGCUGCGCAGCCUGAACGUGGCAUCGCAGCGGCGGCAACCCCGUACCGCGUCUUCUACAGUAGAAAGAACUUCCUCUACCCUGAUCAGCAACGUGGACCACACCGCAGCUGGCGCGACGAAGUCCGUUAUUUGGAUCAGCGAUUCCAGGGUGGCAGUGCCUACAUGAUUGGCAAAAUGAACGGAGAGCACUGGUAUCUCUAUAUUACCGGCCCUGAUACACGGCUCACCCCACCGCCAAGCCCAAUUAUUGAGGACAACAACAUUCCCGAGACGGAGACUAAGUACAUCAACUACCCUACGCGCUUGCUGCCUGAGCAUGUCACCGAGGAGGAGGAAGACGAGACCUUGGAAAUUCUCAUGACCGACCUCGAUGAGAAGAACGCCCGUCAGUUCUAUCUCGAGGACGCGAGUGCGGUCGCGGAAGGUCGCUUUUUCCAAAAGGCUCGUGAAGCUCGCAAGGCCGCUAUCCAGAGCCUUGGCGCCAUUCCAGAAGAAAAGUGCGAGAGCUUGGGCGGCUCCACUGUCCUCAACUCGAACGCUACCACCCGCCCUCAAUCGGAGGACAACUUCGAUGUUUUCGAGCAGACCUCAUCGGACCAUUCUGGAUUCACCUCUGACGACGACCUUACCUUCCCUGAGGAACUGACCACUGAAGGCCACACUCUUGGUACCGUUGUCUCUGAGGCCUGCGGCCUGGCGGACGUAUAUCCCACAUCAAAGUAUCCGGACGCUCGCAUUGACGCUUACCUCUUCACUCCGUGCGGCUUCUCUGCCAACGGCGUCAUCCCCGCGCCUGGCGGCGCCGUCAAUGGCGCCAAGAAGGGCUCCGAUGCUACCCACUACUUCACGGUGCACGUCACGCCGGAGCCGCAAUGCAGCUACGCCUCCUUCGAGACCAAUGUCCCGGCCCACCAGUGCGGUCGCGAAACGGUCGAGGUGGUUGAGCACGUCGUGGGCAUUUUCAAGCCCGGCCGCUUCAGCGUGACUAUCUUCGAAGCGAAGCGUAACAAUGAGGAUGGGAUGGCCGCGAAGAAGAGCAAGGGGAUGGAUUCCAUCAAGGGGUAUAAGAGGAUUGAUCGGAUUGUGCAUGAUUUGGAUGGAUAUGAUCUUGUGUUUAGGUACUUUGAGAGGGAGGAUUGGAAAGGGGGUUUGCCGAGGUUGGGGGAGGUCGGCUUUGGAGAUCUGUAG
Molecule: messenger RNA, 1611 nt
Organism: Westerdykella ornata
Lineage: Eukaryota; Fungi; Ascomycota; Dothideomycetes; Pleosporales; Sporormiaceae
Product: S-adenosylmethionine decarboxylase
Exons: 2
Coding region: 1-1611 (536 amino acids)
Biological process (GO): spermine biosynthetic process; spermidine biosynthetic process
Cellular component (GO): cytosol
Molecular function (GO): adenosylmethionine decarboxylase activity
Source: RefSeq, a predicted model, not a curated record